AUGGCUCGAGUCCUCCUCACUGGCGGUAAUGGAUUCCUUGGAAGCCAUGUUCUUGGUCUCCUCUUGGAUCGAGGAUAUUCAGUCGUAACCACUGUCCGCAGUCUCGAGAAGGCUGAGCAGAUCCGUGAAUGCCACCAUCUACAUGCAUCUACCACUCAGCUACGAGUCAUCAUCGUUCCUGACUUUACGAGCGCUGGUGCUUUUGAUGAAUGUUUCAAAUCUGACGCGCCCCUCGAUGUGGUCAUCCAUACUGCGUCUCCGUUUCGCUACUCGAUUACCGAUAUUCAGCGAGAACUCUUGAAUCCUGCAAUCGGUGGGACUGUUGCGUUGCUGGAAGCAGUUCGGAAAAGUGCACCAUCGGUUAAGAAAGUGGUACGCUUCCCGCAUCGUAGUGAAAUGAAGCAGACGUACUUGGCUUCAGUUCCCGAGGUUGUUUUAACCAACUGCAGAUCGUAA
Messenger RNA from Aspergillus fischeri NRRL 181, 456 nucleotides. RefSeq lists its product as uncharacterized. NCBI's taxonomy places the organism in Eukaryota, Fungi, Ascomycota, Eurotiomycetes, Eurotiales, Aspergillaceae. Gene Ontology annotation, molecular function: oxidoreductase activity, acting on the CH-OH group of donors, NAD or NADP as acceptor. The transcript is spliced from 3 exons. The coding region runs from base 1 to 456 and encodes 151 amino acids. The record is from RefSeq and is a predicted model, not a curated record.